Prunus armeniaca (apricot) is the source of this 471-nucleotide messenger RNA. NCBI's taxonomy places the organism in Eukaryota, Viridiplantae, Streptophyta, Magnoliopsida, Rosales, Rosaceae. The record is from the annotation of a GenBank genome assembly.
AUGAGCCGGUGGCUUUUGAAAGCCACUGCCGUCAAUGACCGGCCUCGAGACCGGUCUUGUUCGAACCGCCUCUUCUCCCUCUUCCUUUUCCCGACCAGCCCCGCCCCUGGAAGUGCCGGAUUCCGUCGGAAAGUGCUCGGAAUCGCGCCGGUUUUAACAGAAACUUCACCUACUUCGUUCUCUGUCGUCCGGCCACCGUUUCCGGAAAGUAAGCCUAAGAGGUUCGAUUUUCGAUUUAGGGUUCGGUCGGUUUUGGGAUCGCGAUUCCGGCCACUCCCGGCCAUUUUUCGGGGUAUGUCCAAGAACAAAAGUGACUCCAAAUGGGGUUUUACACCUAGGAUAGGAAGCUUGGCCGGCGGUUUGGAGUUUUUCCGGUCGCUGGAAAUUACUCAAGGCACCCAUGCGCUGCCGGCGCGUGGUCCAGGUCAUGGACCUACUUUAGGUCCUAAAGUGAUCUCCUGGUCCUCAUGA